AUGUCCAGUAUCCCAGGCACAAUGAAAGGAUAUGCUAUGAUCAAGAUCGGCGAAACUGGGUGGGUAGAAAAGCCCCGCCCAACAUGUGGGCCCAUGGACGCGAUCUUGCGUCCCCUGGCCGUAGCACCUUGCACCUCAGAUACGCAUACGGUUUGGAAAGGAUCUAUCGGCGAAAGGCACAACAUGGUGCUUGGUCACGAGGGCUGUGGCGUUGUAGAGGAAGUUGGUUCUCAAGUCAAAGACUUCAAAGUUGGUGAUCGUGUGAUGGUUGCGGCCGUCACGCCUGACUGGUGCUCUGUGGAAGCCCAAGGCGGCUACUCGAUGCACUCCGGUGGCAUGCUUUCAGGAUGCAUGUAUUCGAACCUGAAAGACGGACUUCUUGCGGAAUAUGUUCAUGUAAACCAAGCGGAUGCCAAUCUGGCGCACCUUCCGAAGAACAUUUCAACAGCUGAAGCCUGCAUGCUGUCAGAUAUGGUACCUACAGGCUUUCAUGGUGUCGAACUAGCGGAUGUGCAAUUUGGUGACAAGGUUUUAGUUGUCGGUAUUGGACCGGUAGGACUCAUGUCUGUUGCAGGAUGCAAGCUCCGGGGCGCAUCACAGAUUAUUGCUGUCGGAUCACGCCCAGUGUGCCGGGAAACGGCCAAAUACUAUGGAGCGACUGACAUCAUCUCUUACAAAGAAGGUCCCAUUGACAAACAUGUCUUGGAGCUGACAAACGGGGAGGGUGUCGAUAAAGCGAUUGUUGCAGGUGGUGGUGUUGAGACAUUUGAGCCAGUGAUCAAAUGCCUAAAACCAGGCGGGAAGGUUGGUAACGUGAACUACCUUGCAUCGGGUGACUACGUGAACAUUCCAAGGGUUGAGUGGGGAGUCGGUAUGGGACACAAGCAGAUCGUUGGCGGUUUGAUGCCGGGAGGCAGGCGCCGUCUCGAAAAGCUUGCAAGCUUGAUCACGUAUGGAAGACUGGAUGUGAAACCCUUGAUAACGCACCGGUUCGACGGCUUUGAGCACAUGGAAGAUGCACUGUUGCUUAUGAAAGACAAGCCAGAAGAUCUCAUUAAGCCAGUUGUAAUAUUAUCGGAAUAG
This is a messenger RNA of Malassezia globosa CBS 7966, 1083 nucleotides long. RefSeq lists its product as uncharacterized. Bases 1 to 1083 code for a protein of 360 amino acids. Lineage: Eukaryota; Fungi; Basidiomycota; Malasseziomycetes; Malasseziales; Malasseziaceae. The record is from RefSeq and is a predicted model, not a curated record. The transcript has a single exon. Gene Ontology annotation, molecular function: oxidoreductase activity; zinc ion binding.